Molecule: messenger RNA, 2789 nt
Organism: Octopus bimaculoides (California two-spot octopus)
Lineage: Eukaryota; Metazoa; Mollusca; Cephalopoda; Octopoda; Octopodidae
Product: RAD50-interacting protein 1
Biological process (GO): retrograde vesicle-mediated transport, Golgi to endoplasmic reticulum; endoplasmic reticulum to Golgi vesicle-mediated transport; regulation of ER to Golgi vesicle-mediated transport
Cellular component (GO): Dsl1/NZR complex
Source: RefSeq, a predicted model, not a curated record
UAAAAUGACAUGAGUUAAGAACUUUGAAACCCUGAUCACAAUAAAGCUUCAUGUUUUCACUUCCAAGUGAAGAAGCAGUGCAUGUCUAUUGAAGUCUUAUAACAAAUGGAACUGUUCGUAACAUUGUGUUCAGCACGUAUAAAAAAAAAAGAGGGCAUUACUACAGAAAAAGGACCAUAUUGUCAAUAAUGACGUAAACUUUAAUUGCAAGUUAUCUCCCUUGAAGAACAUUAAUUUUUGUCUUGCCUUCAUCUAUUUUUGCACGUCUACAUAAUAUAUAUAACAACUGCUACAAUCUCUUUCAUUUUUACCUCACAUUCACUUAUGUGCGGCUAUCUACUAUAUAUAUAUAAAUAUAUAUAAAAAUGGCGGCCCCCAGCGAAGAGGACGACGUGGAUAAUAACACGAUCGAUUUCCUUAAUAGAGAAUUUGGCGACGAUAUUAGAUCGCUGCGGAAUGUUGAAAAUAUCUACAAAAAUCUCUGUUGCCUAAAAGAGGAUCUUGAAAAUAAGCUAUCGUUGGCCAGUACUGAAGUCCCAAGUGAGAUCAAGAAAGCUAUUAGUAAUGCUGAAGCUGCACAAUCUCGGGUGAAGUCAUUCUGCAGUGAAGAAAUAUUGUUGCAUGAUGAGAUUGAGAAGCACACAAAGCUGAUGGAACCUCUGUUUGAGGAGCUUUCUCAGAUCACAAGUCAAGUUGAUGAACUAAGUCGAUAUACACAGUAUUUUGGGCUAAUAGCCAAAAUAGAUGAAUUAAGUUCUUCCAUCCAGACGUCACUACUUGUAGAAAAUGCCCAGGAUGCAGUUGAAGCAUUCCAAGAAAUGACUAAUUUAUACACAGAAUUAGAAAUAUCUAGUUGUGAAAAUCUACUUCGGUUUCAUAGAAACACAAUUUUGUUUUGGUACAAAAUACUCAAAAACAAGUUUGCCAGUGAGUUUGAAGAUUUGUUGAAAGCCAUUAAAUGGCCAUUUGUUACAGUGACUCUUUCCAAGACUCCUGUGGUGAAUCAGAGUGAACAGAGGAAUGAAAUGGCAUCUCUUUUCAAAAAGUUGCUGCAUGUAAAUUUGCCUUCAUCUCUUCAAAGACGACGUUCUCUGUUGAACCCUGCUCUUGGUAGACUUCAUAUAGCACCCCAGGUGUUACCGCUUCAGCUUAUGCUGAAACCAUUGAAGAAGAGGUUCAAGUACCAUUUUUAUGGUAACAGACAAACCAAUAGUUUGGACAAGCCAGAAUGGUACUUCACUCAGGUGUUAGCAUGGAUACGGGAUCACUGUGAUUUCUUAGAACAGACAAUCCAACCACUUUUAGAUGAGGAAUCAAACUUAGUUGCUCGAGUGGAAUUAAUGCGAGGUUUGGUUGAAUUGGUGCUAGAGAAGAUGACUACUGAUUUACCUUUAGUAAUGUAUGAUGAGCACCUCUUCACACAUCUCAUUGAUGAAGCUCUCCUCUUUGAUAGAGAAUUGCAGACUAAUUAUGCUUACCCGCCAAACCAACCGGGAGCAAUGCAUGUCUUGUCCCAAGAAGAAGUAUUUGAAAGAUGGUUGGUUGUUGAAAAGCGCUAUGCGAUGGAAAAGGUUGAUGCCAUGAUGUCGUCAUCAUCAGCAUGGCUCUCACAAUACAGGGAUAUUGCUGAUGUUGACGAAUUGAAGGUACCAGAAUGUGGAGAGAGUUUUAUGACAUUAAUGCAAACAAUUACAGACCGCUAUAAGCAUUUACCACAACCACAGCAUAAACUGAGAUUCCUUGCUCUCCAACAAGAGCUUCUUGAAGAUUUUCGAACACGUCUUGUUCAAGUGAUGAAGCAAGAAGCACAAAAUGUUCUUGGUCAGCAAUAUUGUUCAAUUCUUAAUACUGCUUCUUAUAUUGUGGAAGUUCUUCAGCAAUGGAGUGAGUUAGUUUUCUUCUUGCAGUUACAGUUUUUCAAAAGUGAAUAUGAGAAAGAAGAUCAAAUCACUCAACGUUUGGAUGACCCACCAAUUAUGACGACAAGCAACCUUUCUUUUACUGAUUACAAUACAGCUAUGGAUUGUUCUAUAACGGAUUCUAAGGCUAUACUAGAGUCUCAGUUUUUAAUUUCUUUAGAAGAGACUGUUUUCGAUGAUAUGAUUGAUUUAUUUGAGAGGCUUAAAAGCGACAUGCUGAAGACUGUUAUUACAUAUGUUUUUACUGAUGUGAAAGCUAGAAGUCAACCAUACCGCAAAGACAGAUGGAUAACUUUACCUUCUCAACAAGAUGUCCAAGGGGGAGUCCAAGGUUUGUCUCCUACAGCUUGUGAAAUGUUUCUCAUUCUGAAAAGUCACCUUCAAACAGUAGAAAGUCUUAUAAGUAAACAUUUAUUCAACCAAUUCUGGCAACGUUUAGCUGAAAAAUUAAACAAAUUUAUAUUUGAUGAGGUUAUAUUAGCCAAUCAUUUUAGCGAUGGUGGUGCUUCCCAACUGGAGUUUGAUCUAACUCGAAAUCUUUUUCCUCUAUUUGGAGAUUACACAAAAAAGCCAGACGCAUAUUUUCGACAACUCAAAGAAGCCUGUAUUUUAUUGAACUUGAAAGUUGGAUCUGCCUUACUCUUGAAAGAUGUUUUAGAAGGUGAUACUCAUUCUGACAAAGCCAAUGCUGAUCCAAAUUCUACAGUGAUUGAUCCAAAAUCUUCAUUAUAUGAAAUUGGUAUAUUUAAAAGCAUCACACCAUCUAUGAAUGCCUCAUGCUACUUUUUAAUACUGUUUGCCGAACUUAAAACUAGCAUUGUACCAAAAUUGUUAGAACUGAUACAGCAUGUUUUCAAUGCUAAAAUCUAA